This is a messenger RNA of Pseudoliparis swirei, 1271 nucleotides long. Its product is annotated as eukaryotic translation initiation factor 4E-binding protein 1-like. Gene Ontology annotation, molecular function: eukaryotic initiation factor 4E binding. The coding region runs from base 127 to 483 and encodes 118 amino acids. Lineage: Eukaryota; Metazoa; Chordata; Actinopteri; Perciformes; Liparidae. The transcript is spliced from 3 exons. Gene Ontology annotation, cellular component: cytoplasm. Gene Ontology annotation, biological process: negative regulation of translational initiation. The record is from RefSeq and is a predicted model, not a curated record.
GGACGCGCUCGCAGCACGUGGAAGCACAUGGUGACUGUCUUGCUUCCUGGCUUCAGCUCCGUCGCUUUCCUUCACACUUAAACGCAGCUGCGCGGGUCUCUAGGGCUUUAGACUCGGUUGUGAAAGAUGUCAGCGGGAGGUCAGACCACCGGCAACCGGGAUAUCCCAGCCGUCAGACGGGUCACCAUCCACGACGCUGCCCACAUGCCCGAGGACUACUCCACGACCCCCGGGGGGACUCUGUUCAGCACCACGCCUGGAGGUACCAGGAUCAUCUACGACAGGAAGUUCCUCCUGCAGUGUCGGACGUCUCCUCUGGCUCGUACGCCUCCCAAUCUGCCCGACAUCCCUGGAGUGACCCGGCCGCUCAAACCCAACUCCUGCAACGACUCAAGCCAACCCGAACCGACCCCCGGCGACACCGCCCAGCUCCACCGGCUGAACGAGGAGAACGCGGAUGCCCAGUUUGAAAUGGACAUCUGAGGAGAGUCAGCUGCAAGGAUAAAAGUGAUUCCCAAAAUUCUUUUAUUGCUUUUUUUGUACUUUCAUAUUUUACUGAGAUUAAAAAAAGAUUCCUCGGUUGAAAUAAGAAGCUCAGUCUUUGUUUAGCGGCAUUCUCCACUUUCAGAUUUCUUUUUAUCAUACCUAAAAAAAACACUACUGUAACUAAUGCAUGAAAUUAUCUGUUUACUUUGAGGACAUUUGAUUUUGUAUGAUCUGUGCCAUAUUUGACAAGCAAGUCAAAGUCUUAUUUAAUUAAACCACUUCAAAACGUAUGUGAUUUGGGGACUCUAAAGAACAUCUGUAAAAUAUUCAAUGAGAUCAAAUAAAUUAGUCAGACGUGCUAGCUGCUAACUUUGUCAUUUUGGUGUUUGUACGUUUUUUAUUUCGUUGAAAGCAAACUAGUCCUUCUUUAUGUCUUACUUUUCAAAAACUGAAAAAUAUAAUUUAAUAUACAUUUUUCAACUCCCUCUAAAAACUAAAUAGCAAGUGCAUAUAUUUUUGCGAAUGUUUUGCACAGUGGCUACUAAAGACAUUUUAAAGGUUCUUCCAUUUGCCAAUGAGCAAUUACACCUGUGCACAAGGGAAAAGAUAUGUUGUAACUUUUACCAUCAUUAUUGUCUCGGUUUAUGUUCACUAUUAUUAUUUGUUCAUUGCACAACUUAACGCACAGAAAUAAAAAACAAGCACUCUGUCAAGUUAAAAAAAUAAUUUAUUGUAUUAUUGUACUUAUAAAACAUUUCAAUAAAGUUAAAAGCGCGUAAACCGUU